UUCACCAUGGCAGACGACUACACAUUCGAGAACCAAUCUGCCGCCCAAGCUCCAUUUGCCGAACUGCUUUCUUCCUUCUUCCGGCACGCAGAUGACCCAACCUCGAACAGGUAUCUGGACCUCUUCACUUCAAAUGGCCAACUAAACUUCGGCCCUACCGUGGCCAUCGGCAAAGAGGCAAUUCAAAUUUCCAGAGAGCAUUCGCUAAACCCGGAAAGGGGACCCCUUGUAGCCCAAAGGCACCGGUUAAGAAAGAUCUUCUUACCAUUGGGUGUAUCAAGUCCCGGAAAGCAAGAGGUCUUUGCAAAUGGAUCGGUAUCGUACUGGUUGAAAUCAGGGCGGCAGGUGGACUGCAAUUGGGCCAGCUGGGUGGUUUUCCAUGACCAGGGUGAGGGCAACUGGCAAGCCGAUUUCUAUGAGGUGUACCUUAGCACAAGUGAGCUGUAUGAUGCUAUCAGAGAAAUGGUAAACCCUGCU
Molecule: messenger RNA, 477 nt
Organism: Exophiala aquamarina CBS 119918
Lineage: Eukaryota; Fungi; Ascomycota; Eurotiomycetes; Chaetothyriales; Herpotrichiellaceae
Exons: 1
Source: RefSeq, a predicted model, not a curated record